UCUCUCUCCACUCAAUUCAAAAAUCUCUCUCUCUCUCUCUCUCUCUCUCUCAAACUUUCACUCUUCCUAGUCUUUAUAGUAAUAUAUCGCCAAAUGGGUAUCUCUCAAUUUGCCAAAAUGAAUUCAUUUCUAACUGUUCUUCUAGCUCUUAUUCAGCUAAGCUGUUUCAAUGUGUGUUUUGGAGCAAGAAAACUUACUUCUCUUUACCAACCACCACCUAUGGCUUUAACAUAUCACAAUGGAGCUUUGCUAGAAGGAGACCUCCAUGUAACCAUUCUCUGGUAUGGGAAAUUCUCACCUGCCCAAAAAUCCAUUGUUGUUGAUUUUCUUCUCUCUCUUGACCGACAACAAAAACAAAAUGUUGUGUCCUCCGCACCUUCAGUCUCUCAGUGGUGGCAAACCAUUGAAACCUACAUGAAAAAAGCUGGGAAAAAAGAGACCCAUGUAGUCCUAGCUAAUCAAGUCACAGAUGAGAACUGUUCAAUGGGCAAAACCUUACAAAGAUCACAACUUUCUGAGUUGGCUCACCGGGUCAACUCAGAACCCGGUGGGCUUGUCCUGAUUCUCACAGCUGAUGAUGUCGGCGUUGAGGGCUUUUGCAUGAGUUGCGGAUUCCACGGGUCGAACUCUCAAGAUAAAUUGGUUUUUAUCUGGGUCGGUAACUCGGUGACUCAGUGCCCGGGUCAGUGCGCGUGGCCAUUUCACCAACCCAUUUACGGACCACAAACCGCCCCACUGGGUGCACCCAAUGAGGAUGUCGGGGUCGACGGCAUGGUCGAAAAUAUUGCCAGUCUUUUGGCCGGAACUGUGACGAACCCAUUUGGAAACGGCUACUUCCAAGGCUCGGCUGAUGCGCCAGUAGAGGCAGCUUCGGCUUGCCCUGGGGCGUACGGUAAGGGCGCAUACCCGGGUUACGCUGGAGAGCUGUUGGUGGAUUCAACAACUGGUGCUAGCUAUAAUGCGCUGGGUGAGAAUGGGAGGAAGUAUCUUUUGCCUGCCUUGUUUGACCCUAACACUUCUCAGUGUUCAACAAUAGUGUGAGUGUCUAUUCAAAAAAGACACAUUGUAUUUUCUCUUGUGGUACUAGUUGUGUACAUGUAUGUGUGUAAUUAAUCUAAAAAAGCUCUAAUAUUAGAUUCAUAUGUAGUGUUAAACCA
Camellia sinensis is the source of this 1157-nucleotide messenger RNA. Its product is annotated as protein PHOSPHATE-INDUCED 1. The record is from RefSeq and is a predicted model, not a curated record. NCBI's taxonomy places the organism in Eukaryota, Viridiplantae, Streptophyta, Magnoliopsida, Ericales, Theaceae.